AUGCGGAAGGUCAAGAGAUGCUUCACGUGUUACAAGCCGACAGAUCGCGGUGAUGGUGGGAAGUCGCUGAAGAACUGUAUGUAUUACAGUGAAAUGAGUGCCGAGGAGAGGAAUGAGAAGAUAACCUCUGCCAUUAGCUAUUGCAAGGUAGCAAAUUUUGAGUACAUUGAUGAAGUGGAAGCAGUAGCAGAAGAGGAAGCACAAAAGGCAUCAACCAAAAAUAAAACUACCACCAACAACCCAGAUAGAGCUAGCUACUGGGAAGAGUCGUUGAAAGACAGAUAUGAAGUACAGAAGGUUGAAGAGUUUAACGCCAUGGGCAAGGGGAAUAAAAGCUGUAAACAGAUGGUGUCUGUAGAAAAUGAGGACCUUGCUGGUUUGGAAGAUGUAAGUUUCGAAGGAGAAGACAAUAACUAUGAAGUUGAGUUAAUUGAUGAAGAAACAGCUGCAUCUGGAAUUCUAACUGGGAGGAGGCCUUAUAGAAAGAAAAUCCUGGAUAGUGCUGAAUCACUUCCCUUGACGGAAGGUGAAGGGAGAUCCUUCAGAGUAAAGGGAUUCAAUCAAAAUCAAAGGGCUGUAUUUGUUCAGAUUAUGAUGAGAUUUGGAGUUGGGGAGUUUGACUGGGCAGAGUUCACGCCACGCUUGAAGCAAAAGACUUGCGAAGAAAUUAAAGAAUAUGGGACUCUUUUCUUGACACACAUCGCUGAGGAUAUUACUGACUCACUAACCUUUUCAGAUGGUGUUCCUAAAGAAGAACUAAGGAUAGAAGAUGUACUUGUUAGGAUUGCAGUGUUACUUCUGAUAAGGGACAAAGUGAAGGCUGCAUCGAAAAAGCCAGGCACUCCCCUUUUUCCAGAUGACAUAGUAUCUCGUUUCCCAGGAUUGAAGAGUGGAAGGUUUUGGAAAGAGCAUUACGAUCUAUUACUACUCCGUGUUGUAUUAAAGCAUGGCUAUGGAAGGUGGCAAGCUAUUGUUGAUGACAAGGACCUGAAGGUUCAAGAGGUUAUUUGUCAGGAGCUGAAUCUUCCGGUUAUAACUCUCCCUGUACCAGGAGCAUCUCAAUCACAAGAUGGUGCAAAUGUGGUUAAUGCUGAAACUCCUAUGAAUGAGACAAAAGGAACUGUUGUUGGGAAUGAUUUAGCAGUUGAUGCUGCAAACAGAGCACCUGGCGUUGCAAACCGAUCACAGUUAUUUCAAGAUUCUUCGUCAUUAUAUCAUUAUAGAGAGAUGCAGAGAAGACAGGUUGAAUUUAUCAAGAAAAUGGUUCUUUUUCUAGAGAAAUUACUAAACACAGAAUACCAAAAAGAAGUCUUUGGUGACACAAAAGCAAAUGAGACUCCUAUUGAAGAGCCGGAGAUUGAAGCCAAGGUUCUCGAUAUACCAAGCCCAUGCUCCAUGGAUAUUGAUUCUCAAACUAGUAAUCAGUUACCACAAGUGAUCAAUGGUGUUCCUAAGGGACUAAGGAUAGAAGAUGUACUUGGUAGGAUUGCAGUGUCACUCCUGAUAAGGGACAAAGUGAAGGCUGCAUCGAAAAAGCCAGGCACUCCCUCUUUUCCAGAUGACAUAGUAUCUCGUUUUCCAAGAUUGAAGAGUGGAAGGAGGUAA
This is a messenger RNA of Camellia sinensis, 1605 nucleotides long. Lineage: Eukaryota; Viridiplantae; Streptophyta; Magnoliopsida; Ericales; Theaceae. The record is from RefSeq and is a predicted model, not a curated record.